This is a messenger RNA of Thlaspi arvense, 983 nucleotides long. NCBI's taxonomy places the organism in Eukaryota, Viridiplantae, Streptophyta, Magnoliopsida, Brassicales, Brassicaceae. The record is from the annotation of a GenBank genome assembly.
CGCUUUCGCAGAACAGAAACAAACAAUGGGGAAAUCCGAAAUGCAGAAGAUACAGAGAAAGAAACUUCAAGAAGAAGAAAAUACUUUUGCGGAGGAGAUACAAAGAUUGAUAGAAUUAGCGAUGGAAAACGAUCGACGGAAAUUUCAAGAGCUAGAAACGGAAAAAGCCGACGAAACUGUUUGGCUAAUGAAGUGUCCACCAAGGGUCGCUAAGGCAUGGCGCGACCUCUCUGCGUCUUCUUCUUCUUCGUUUUCUUCGGAUCUUGUUCUCGUGGCGAAGCAUGUUGACUCCAUUGAUCUCCUGCUUCCCGAUUUAUCCCCUAAGUUGAGUAUGGAGAUGGUUAAUGGUGAGUUAUGGAACAUUUCGAAGCCCUGUUCUCUAAACGAUUUUGGGUUCAUCUUCUCCGAAGCAUAUCAAGGUGAAGUGGCUGUGGAAGGAACGGUUACACAUAAAUUCGAUUUGAGACCUUACUGUGGCAAUGAAGAACACGGAAAGCUUUAUCGCGAGAGGAACAAGAAACAGACAAAGGUUUUUGAUUAUUGCCGUCGAGAACACUUGAUGCCCACGCCUGCAAUGGUACCCAAGAAGCUUAAGCGAUGUGUAAAGAGGACUAGAGGCGAUCGUAGUAAGGUGGAAGCAAAAAUGUUCGAACUAUAUGAAAGACAACCAAAGUGGACACUGAAACAGCUUGUUCUAGAAACCAACCAACCAGAGCUUUUCUUGAAAGAAAUACUCAGAGAGCUUUGUGUGUACAAUGCGGGGGGAGGCGACCAAAGAACUUACCAGCUUAAACCAGAAUACAAGAUAAUUGGUAAAGAAGACACAACAGUUGCUCAGUAAAGAGGCAUCAUCAGAAAAUUGUGUGGAGAGAAAACAGAAUUUAAAAGUUGUAAAAAUUGUAAAAAUUGGAGCUUUUCUUUCUGAAGAGGUAAAAAUUGGAACUUUGGUCUGUCAUGUGAAAUAAUCUUUCAGAAGGUUGUGU